AUGCCUCAAUUUAAGCCGGCCCGAGACGCGGAUGCCACCAAAGAAGGCCAAAGCAGCGAGCAUGGCGGUCGAGCGAACUCGCAGAAAGACAUCAGUGCCACGGACGCGAGCGCGCACCAGCCCGUCGCGCACCGCACCACGAACGAGCACCACCAGACCACGCCCGAGUCCCUCCAACCGAGACCCACUGCGCGCGCGCGCGACGACGCCGCCGGCACGCGCGCCCGUGCCCUCAAGCUCGGUCCCCCGCCCGGGCCGCCGUUUUCGAAGCGGCGGCCGCCUGCGCGCGUGGACGUGACGGUCUCCCCCACUCCCGCUCCCGCUCCGACGCACCCGCGCUCCCGGAGGACGACGAGCACCGAACGUCCACCGCAGGCGAACGAUCGCAGCCAAGACGACGCCGCUGCCCACGACGCGCCCUCGGCGGGGCCCUCGGCGCGCGCACGCGCUCGACGCCGGUCUGCGUCGCCAGUGCCGGUGCGGGAGGCGCGCGGAGGCGACACGGUCGAGCGCCUGUACCAGGAGCUCGGUAUUCCUGCGGAGAAGGCGGAUGCGCUCAGGGCGUUGGGGCUAACGGACGAGCGGGUGCGGAACGGGCGGCGGCUGGGGAAGCUGCGGGAGGACUACCAGAAGGAGUUCGGGCUGGUGAUGGUGGAGAAGGGGUUCAGCGUGCUCGAUGCGUUUAUGGUGCUUUCAAGCGGCGCGGAGGCGAGACCGAGUGCGGAGUAG
Molecule: messenger RNA, 729 nt
Organism: Epithele typhae
Lineage: Eukaryota; Fungi; Basidiomycota; Agaricomycetes; Polyporales; Epitheliaceae
Exons: 2
Coding region: 1-729 (242 amino acids)
Source: RefSeq, a predicted model, not a curated record